Molecule: messenger RNA, 8530 nt
Organism: Asterias rubens (European starfish)
Lineage: Eukaryota; Metazoa; Echinodermata; Asteroidea; Forcipulatida; Asteriidae
Product: CCR4-NOT transcription complex subunit 1-like
Exons: 46
Coding region: 176-7924 (2582 amino acids)
Biological process (GO): nuclear-transcribed mRNA catabolic process, deadenylation-dependent decay
Cellular component (GO): CCR4-NOT core complex; P-body
Molecular function (GO): molecular adaptor activity
Source: RefSeq, a predicted model, not a curated record
GCGACCAGCUCACAUUAUGUUGCGAAAUGUUGCUCCGUUUUACCUCUAUUUUUCCAGUUUAUAGCUUAUAUUUCUCCCGAUUAAUGCGCAUAGUUUAAGCUUAAACCAUCAGAGAGUCGUCUAGGCUGGGAUUUUGUGCCAAUUCGAGGCUUCAUCCAUCCGAAAGAAUGAAAUAAUGAAUCUGGACUCCCACUCGUUGGCCUUGUCUCAAGUCACGAACCUUGUGGGCAAUUUAUCGAAGAAAAGCUACAAGCAGAGUGUGGCAGAAAUAUCCCGUCUUGUCAGCCAGCAGGGGCCGGAGGGGGACAGGCAUCUAUUGCGUUGUCUCUUCUCUUAUGUUGACUUCAGCGGUGAUGGUAAAACUGCCGCCAAAGAAUUCCAUCAGCUGCAUAUUCAGUUACUGAUACAAGAAUGUACUACACUCUUUACCAAGCCUAAUUUUGUUUGUACUUUGUGCCACGCCCUUGAUAACCCCCUUCACCAACAGAAGAGUCUAAAGCCAUCCACUCAGCUCUUCUCCCAGAUCAGCAAAGUCUUGAAGCUGAGUCGAGUGCAGGAGGUAGUCCUAGGUCUAGCUCUCACGCACUCCUCCAAAGCAGACACCAGAUCUCAUGCUUUGCAGUUUGUUAAACACAAGCUGCCAGACUUAUUGCGGUCAUAUAUAGAUAGUGACAUCAGAAGCCCCCAAGAGGGCGGGCUUGCAGACGUAUCUGCAGAGGUCCUUCACCUUCUCCUUACGCACCUGUUACACAGCUCUAAGGAUCAGUUAGGUAUCGUAGCACCCCAACGAGAAGCAUUCCUCAAAACAAUCAAGAAAGACUUUCCUCCAGACCAGGUGCCUGUGGUUCUAGUGCCUCUGCUGUACAGCGACACACAGGACAUCGGGAUGGAUAGGAUUGUCAACGAUAAUACCAACCUACCCAAGGCAGUGAUGGACGGCUCCUUGGCGGACAUGAUGCAGGAGAUGGGCUACAGCUGCUGCGCCACCAUGGACGAGUGUCGUAAAUCUCUCCUCCAGUUCGGCACCACCAGCCUAUCUGCAUCGGCAGUGGCCAGAGUCAUCAGCAUGAUGGGCAGAACACACUCCACCCUCACAGAUAGCAUGCCCUUACAGUCUAUCACCGGCAGCAGCGUCUGGAGUGACGGCAAGGACAAAGCAGACCCCAACUCCCAGCCGAGCACCUGGAAUGUAGACGUCUUUGUCGAGGUCAUCAAGGACCUGGCUCCCCAUCUCAACUUCAGGGAGGUGAUCCAUGAGCUGGAUAACCCGGGUUUCCUGCUGAACGAUGUACAGGGACUGCGCAUCGUCAAGAAUGCCUUCCUCCGGGGCCUGCCGGACGUCUUCCCCGUGGAGGUGCUGUACAGGGUCUGGAAGAACACAGACGGGCAGUUAUCAUGGAUCCAGCUGGCUCUAGCCAACCCUGAGGUCUUCUGCUUCGCUGACUAUCCUUGUCAUACUGUCGUCAUAGACAUCCUAAAGGCGCCCCCGGAGGAAGAUAACAGAGAGGUGGCCACAUGGAAGUCACUGGAUCUUGUUGAGACCCUUCUGAAGCUGGCUGAGGCUGGCAAGUACGACCAAGUCAAGAGUCUGUUUGGGUUCCCCAUUAAACAUUGUCCAGAUAUGCUGCUUCUAGCUCUACUUCAAGUUCAGCCCAUCUGGACUCCUCUACGUCAUGAGCUCAUCUCAACAUUGAUGCCGAUCUUCCUGGGAAAUCAUCCUAACUCUGCCAUCGUGUUGCACUACGCAUGGCAUGGACAGGGUCAGUCGCCAACCAUCCGUCAGAUCGUGAUGCACUCGAUGGCAGAGUGGUACAUGCGCGGAGAGAACGAUCAGACACGACUGUCUCGCAUCCUGGACGUAGCCCAGGACCUGAAGGCCCUCUCAAUGCUCCUCAACGCCACACCGUUUGCCUUUGUCAUCGACCUGGCUUGCCUUGCAUCAAGGCGAGAGUAUCUCAAACUGGAUAAGUGGAUGACUGAUAAGAUUAGGGAACAUGGGGAGCCGUUUGUUCAGACGUGUGUUACAUUCCUGAAGCGUCGUGCCCCUCAGGUGAUCGGUGGCCUUGAGCCUCAACCAAAGGAACUACCUGGGGGAGGGAAGACGGGUGUGUUGCCCCCUGAGACCAUCGGGACCAUGCUGGCGUGUCUUCAGGCAUGUGCAAGUUCAGUAGCGCCUGAGUUAGCAGAGACCAUCAUGACGAUGGUGGCUAAUUGUUCCAGUCUACUCAAGUCCAGACCCCCACCAGGUGUCAUCAAAUCCCAGGUGGGGAUAUCGUCACUGUCGCCUGGCAUCGGACCACAGAUGGAGGGAAUAAGUGGAAUGUCUGGUCUGGGCAACACAACUCCAUCCAAUCCUGGGAUUCACAACUUCCCAAACAACCCACUCAGCUCUGCUUUUGGGAACAUCCAGUCAUCUGCUGCGGCAGCAAGCCAGAAACCCUUCCCUCCUCUAGGGGCUACCACGAUGAGUGGCAGCUCCCUGGGUGGUGGUUCCUUAGUCGGCGGUGGAUCCUUAGGAACUGGGAGUUUAGGAACGAGCGGAUUAGGGGGAGGUGGACUCGGAUCAGGCCUCGGAUCAGGCCUCGGAUCGUCGGCAUUCGGCGGCGGUCUCGGCGGAGGCUCAGGAAGUAGCCUCGCAGGUGGAUUCGGAAGCAGCUCCAGCAGCGGGUUCGGUACCGGCAACGGAAGCGCACUCGGAGGUGGGUUCGGAGGAAGCUCAGCAGCUGCAUUUGGAUCAGGAUCAGGCUCCAGUCUAGGAGGAGGGUUCGGCAGCAGCUUAGGAGGUGGUCUAGGCGGCGGACUCGGAGGCGGAUUGGGUACUGGGGGAUUAGGAGGAGGGCUCGGUGGGGGGCUAGGAGGUGGAUUCGGGAGCAGUCUUGGAGGAGGUCUUGGAGGUGGACUUGGAGGUGGACUAGGAGGUGGUUUGGGAGGUGGCCUCGGUGGAGGUUUAGGAGGCGGUCUCGCCAGCUUGACUGGAGGCGCUAACCUUCAGUCUAACCCACAUGAGCUCCGAGGGAGUAGUGCCUUGCCUCCAGUGGGUGGCGACCCUUUCAACAGGCAGCCAGUUGGCAGUACUCCUGGUAGCGGGUUCGGGAACCAGACCCAGCCGGCAAUCAACCAGCCAGCGAAGAGCAACACUGGAGCCAUCAAACCAAGUGAUAUUUCUAACAUCUGGCCAGAGUUGAGUCAAACAUUUCCGCCAGAGAUUGAUGAGGAAGCCAACGGGUACUUCCAACAGAUCUACAACCAGCCGCCGAACCCCGUCAUGUCGGUGGAUGAGGUCCUUCAGAUGCUCAAACAAUUCAAAGACUCGCAGGUCAAAAAGGAAAGGGAGGUGUUUAUGUGUAUGCUGAGGAAUCUUUUUGAGGAGUACAAGUUCUUCCCUCAGUAUCCAGAGAGGGAACUUCUCAUCACAGCCUGUCUGUUUGGCGGCAUCAUAGAGCAAGGACUUGUCACGUACAUGGCACUUGGGAUCGCCCUCCGCUACGUUCUGGAGGCGCUGCGGAAGCCUUUCGGCAGUAAGAUGUACUACUUUGGAAUCGCAGCCUUGGAUAAGUUCAAGACGCGUCUGAAGGACUAUCCCCAGUACUGCCAGCACCUGUCGGCCAUUCAACACUUUAACGAGUUCCCACAGCUUCUGACAGAGUAUGUCCAGUUUGGGGUGAUGUCAAGGGAGCCACCGCAGCGUGUCCCUACACCAUCCAGUACUGUCAUCACUGCAGCUUCGUCGACGACAGCAACAGAGGUGACUACACCUGUGUCCGCUGUCAAUGCACCCGCUACGUCAGCCACGACAACGUCCACAGCGACGAUUACUAAACCCUUAACCAAGGGUGGUACACAAGCUCCGUCUAUUGCAAACACAACUAACAUCGACACCCUGCUGGUGGCCACACCCAAAGAUGAAGUCAUCAACGAGCCACCGGAAGCGAUUCAAGACAAGGUGGCGUUCAUCUUCAACAAUCUCUCACAGUCCAAUCAGCCUCAGAAGUGUGAGGAGCUGAGGGAACUGAUGUCUGAUGAAUACCUAGACUGGCUGUCUCAGUACAUGGUGAUGAAGAGGGCCAGCAUCGAGAUGAACUUCCAUCCGCUCUACUCCAACUUUGUGGACCAGAUCAAGAAGGGACAACUGAACGAUCUCCUGGUCAAGGAGACACUGAGAAAUAUUGAGGUUUUACUGAGCUCGGACAAAAGUGACGCCAACUUCUCGGAUCGGACUCUUCUCAAGAAUCUGGGUCACUGGUUGGGAAUGCUGACAUUGGCAAAGAACAAACCUAUCCUACAAAUUGAUCUCGACAUGAAGUCCCUGAUCCUUGAGGCGUACCACCUUGGCCAGCAGGAGCUUCUCUACGUUGUCCCCUUCGUUGCCAAGGUGAUGGAAUCUUGCAGCAAGAGCCGCGUCUUCAAGCCACCCAACCCGUGGACGAUGGCCAUCAUGGGAGUACUGGUCGAGCUCCACCAGGAGCCCAAUCUCAAACUCAAUCUCAAGUUUGAGGUGGAAGUGCUGUGCAAGAACAUGGGGCUGGAACCCAAAGAUGUAAAGACCUACAACUACCUAACGGAUUCCUCACAGCUCCGCCAUCUCCACGAGAAACUUACCGGCGCCAAGAAGGCCGGCGAGGAGCAGCCGUUAACCCAGCCACCAAUGCAACAACAACAACAACAACAACAGCAGCCCAGUGUCCAGCCGAACACCAGCACUCCGAUACCCAGCAGUACCGCGGGUUCUAUGGCAUCUCUGGUGACGGAUACCAUGCCCACGCCGACGCUGUCUACCGUGACGACACCUGCAGUUGCUCCGACGGCAGGUGGCGCCCCGGCGGCGCAGCAGUCCGCUGCGCCCAUACCGCAGUUCAGCUUCCAUGAUCUGAACACGUCCUCACUUGCUGGUCUGGCUCCUCAUAUUGCCAUCAAUGCACAAAUUCCACUAUUCCAGCAGCAUCCACAGCUUCGUAGCUGUGUACGACCCAUGCUGGAAAGAGCAGUGCAGGAACUAGUCCAUCCCGUUGUGGAUAGAUCAAUCAAGAUUGCUCUGACUACGUGUGAACAGAUCGUCAGAAAGGAUUUUGCGUUGGACCCCGAGGAGAAUCGCAUGCGCAUCGCUGCGCAUCACAUGGUGCGUAACCUGACAGCGGGUAUGGCUAUGAUCACAUGCCGUGAGCCUCUACUAACAAGCAUCAGCAAUAUGUUCAAGUCGGCGUGCAUCACUGCACUCAAGGGAGGCACCCCACAGACUAAGGAGUUGAUUGACCAAGCAGCCAACGUGGUAGCUACAGAGAAUGUGGAGCUCGCUUGUUGUUUCAUCCAGAAAUGUGCCGUGGAGAAAGCCAUCCCAGAGAUGGACAGGCGUCUUGCAACGGAAAUUGAACUGCGCAAGCACGCUCGCAAUGAGAACCGACGCUAUUGUGACCCGGUUGUCCUGACAUACCAGGCAGAGAGAAUGCCGGAACAGAUCAGACUGAAGGUUGGCGGUGUUCCAGCUGGCCAGAUAGCUGUAUAUGAAGAGUUUGCCCGCAGUAUCCCCGGCUUCCAGCCGACACUAGAGGCUAGCCAGCCCCCAGGAUUCCUGGUCAAACCCAUGCAGCAAUCGUACGCCACGGACGAAAUCACCCAGAUUUACGACAAGUGUGUCUCUGAGAUCGAGCAGCACCUCCACGCUCUGAUCCAGUCCUCCGCCCAGAAUCAACACAUGCAGGUCUUACACACACUGCUGGAGGCGGUGGUGCUAGCCAGAAACUCCAGGGAGAUAGUCACGGCUCUCGCACUCCUGCAAAAGGCCGUUGAGGGCAUCCUUGAAGGCUACACGCCACAGACCAUGGAUCCUGAGCUGGCUCUACGCUACAGAGACUGUCACAUCUUGGUUCUGAAAUCGCUACAAGACCAACGGGCUUACGGCCCUCAGUGGACCAACAAACAGGUUACCAGAGUUGUUUGCGAGACACGCGGUGACCACAAGUACAACUUGGACGCUGUAGAGCAGCUGUUCAGGGCUCACCUCAUUAAUAUGCAGACAUUUGAUAUGCAACUUGCACAGUCGAUGGAGAAUGGGCUGAACUACACCGCAGUAUCCUUUGCCAUGAACCUCGUCCGUCGCUACCUGAUCGAGGAGAAACAGAGUAACAUCCUGAACGAGGCGGACCUCUACAACACGCUGCACAUCCUAGCACGCAUCGCCAGUCAGACACCCAACCCACCAGAUGGUCUACAACACUUGAUCGAGGUCGUCCGUCAGAACCAUGACCCCGCCUUCCUGGACAAGGCCCCCGGUGGCCCCACCUCCAUGAUGCAUUCAGGCAUCUCACAGGCCAGGGAGUUUGACGACCCACCAGGCCUGCGAGAGAAGACCGAGUACCUGCUGAGGGAGUGGGUCAGCAUGUAUCACUCACCCGCCAGCGGCAAGGACAGCACCAAGGCUUUCUCUGCAUUUGUAAAUCAGAUGCACCAGCAGGGAAUCCUCAAGACAGAUGACCUCAUCACCCGAUUCUUCCGCAUCUGCACGGAGCUGUGCGUGGACCUCUGCUACAGGGCUCUCUCUGAGCAGGCCCACACCCCGACGCUGACAAGGGCAAAGUGUUUCCACACCCUGGACGCCUUCGUGCGGCUGAUCGCUCUCCUCGUCAAACACUCUGGAGACGCUAGUAAUGCAGUCACCAAGAUCAAUCUGCUGAACAAGGUCCUUGGCAUUGUAGCUGGGGUACUCCUUCAGGACCAUGAGGUACGCCAUACAGAGUUCCAGCAGUUGCCGUACCAUCGCAUCUUCAAUAUGCUCCUCCUGGAGCUCAACGCCCCGGAGCAGAUACUGGAAGCCAUCAACUACCAGAUCAUGACGGCCUUCUGCAAUGCCUUACAUGUGUUGAGGCCUUCCAAAGCCCCAGGGUUCGUAUACUCUUGGCUAGAGCUUAUCUCUCAUCGGAUCUUUAUCGCAAGGAUGCUGGCCAUGUUACCACAACAGAAGCAAGGAUGGCCAAUGUAUGCCCAGCUCCUGAUUGAUCUCUUUAAGUUUCUGGCUCCUUUCCUACGCAACGCUGAGCUGCCAAAGUACACAGCAUUGCUGUACAAGGGGUGUUUGCGUGUCCUGCUGGUGCUCCUGCACGACUUCCCGGAGUUCUUGUGCGACUACCACUACGGAUUCUGCGAUGUCAUCCCGCCCAACUGCAUCCAGAUGCGCAAUCUGAUCCUGAGCGCCUUCCCGCGCAACAUGCGUCUGCCGGACCCGUUCACCCCGAACCUGAAAGUGGACAUGCUGACGGAUAUCACUCAGCCGCCGCGCAUCAUGACGAACUUCUCGGCCAUGAUUCAACCAGCAACCUUCAAGAAGGAUCUUGACUCGUACCUGAAGACUCGUAGUCCGGUUACGUUCCUCUCGGAGCUACGCAGCCACUUACAGGUCUCCCAAGAGCCCGGCCAGCGCUACAACACUGCCCUCAUGAACGCGCUGGUGCUGUACGUCGGCUCUCAGGCCAUUGCGUACAUCCACAGCAAGGGAAGCACGCCCUCCAUGAGCACCAUAACGCAUUCCUCGCACAUGGACAUCUUCCAGAAUCUCGUGGUGGAUCUUGAUACGGAAGGUCGGUAUCUUUUCCUGAAUGCAAUUGCUAACCAGUUACGGUACCCCAACAGUCACACACACUACUUCAGCUGCACGCUACUUUAUCUCUUCGCUGAGGCAAACACAGAGGCAAUGCAGGAACAAAUCACAAGGGUUCUGCUGGAGAGAUUGAUCGUCAACAGACCGCACCCCUGGGGCCUUCUCAUCACCUUCAUUGACCUCAUCAGAAAUCCAAGCUUCAAGUUUUGGAAUCAUGAGUUUGUCCACUGUGCUCCAGAGAUUGAGAAAUUGUUUGAAUCUGUUGCCAGAAGCUGCAUGCAACAGAAGGGGCAAGCCCCGGCGAUGAACCGCGAGGCCGGGGAGGCACUGGACUGAUCGAAAUACCCCCCUCUACAGGCCAGAAGGCGCCUAGGAGGCACUCUGCUUUCUCAGGAGGUACAGGGAGAAUCGACCCCAUCUGUCUGCUUUCUUGGGAAGACGUGACUGCACCUUAAGUGACAUAGCACAAAGUACUGCCGCUGUGCAGCUGUACAAUAGAGGGCUAUAUCCACCCAGUGUAAAGACGUAUUUAAAAAGUGGGAUUUUUUGGGGUGGUGAAAAUUUGAAAAGUGUCUUGAUGGAUGGUGUAAAAUAUUAAGAAACCAAGUACGAGAAGAUGGAUUGAUCCAGAGAUGGGACAUCUGGAAGUGUGAUGAACUCUCUUCUGAAAACAAUUUGAAAAAGACUUUAUUUUUAUUUUUGGAGGCUUGCCCUUUUUUUUUUUUUCAGCCUUUGUUUACUUGCAAAGACUUUCUUUUUGCGUUGGAGUGGCGGUGUGAAGUUACACCCCAAACUAGUUUGUUUGUUAAGAUGAUCUUCCUGUCAAGGGGAAAACCGGCAAGCCCCAACAAGGGGAUAUCAACACCUCGCUGGCAACAGCCAAUCUCUCUCAAACAAACGUCUAUGAUUAUGAAUUGCACAAAUCAAGAAAUUGUGAUUCAG